Malurus melanocephalus (red-backed fairy wren) is the source of this 1221-nucleotide messenger RNA. It is a transcript of the gene EIF4B, whose product is annotated as eukaryotic translation initiation factor 4B. The transcript has 8 exons. Gene Ontology annotation, molecular function: RNA binding. The record is from RefSeq and is a predicted model, not a curated record. The annotation marks the transcript as partial. NCBI's taxonomy places the organism in Eukaryota, Metazoa, Chordata, Aves, Passeriformes, Maluridae.
UCUGUGUCUCUGCUCGCUCUGGCAGCGGCGGCAAAGAAGAAGCCGAAGAAGGGGAAGACGCUGACGCUCACGGAUUUCCUGGCGGAGGACGGGGGGGGCCCCACCUACAUCUCCAAAGCCGUGAGCUGGGCCGACGAGACCGACGACCUGGAAGUCUCCACCACGUGGCAUAGCAAUGAUGACGACGUUUACCGGGCACCUCCGAUUGACCGCUCCAUCCUUCCCACGGCCCCGCGCGCCGCCCGUGAGCCCAACAUCGACAGAAGCCGCCUUCCCAAAUCCCCCCCGUACACGGCAUUCCUGGGAAACCUGCCCUACGACGUCACGGAAGAGUCCAUCAAGGAUUUCUUCCGAGGGCUCAAUAUCAGCGCCGUGCGGCUCCCACGGGAACCCACCAAUCCCGAGAGGUUGAAAGGUUUCGGAUACGCGGAAUUCGAGGAUAUCGAUUCCCUCUUCCAGGCCCUGAGCCUCAGCGAAGAGUCUUUAGGAAACAGAAGGAUACGAGUGGAUGUGGCGGAUCAAGCUCAGGAUAAAGACCGGGACGAUCGCUGCUUCGGCAGAGACCGGGAUCGCUUCCGAGACUCGGAGCGGUUUGAGAGCGACUGGCGCGCGCGUCCGGCCGCUUCCGACGCCUUCGACGACUUCCCCCCGCGCCGGAGCGACGAUGGAUUCGGGGACAGAUAUCGGGAUCGCUAUGAUGACCGGUAUCGGGACGGGCCGCGGCGGGACAUGGACCGUGGCUUUGGCAGCCGGGAUCGCUACGAUGACCGCAGCAGGGAUUACGACCGAGGCUACGAUUCCCGAAUAGGCAGUGGCCGGAGAGCCUUUGGAAGCGGAUACCGCCGGGACGAUGACUACCGCGGCUACGAGGAUCGUUAUGACCGGCGGGAUGACCGGAUGGAUCGGUGGAAUUCCCGGGAUGAUUACGGCCGGGAUGAUUUCCGUCGCGAGGACAGAGGUCCCACCCAGAGGCCGAAGCUCCAACUGAAGCCCCGGAGCGCUCCCAAGGAAGAGGAAACCUCCGCAGCUCCUGCUGCCCARUCCAGCCGGGCUGCUUCCAUCUUCGGGGGCGCCAAGCCCGUGGAUACGGCGGCUCGGGAGCGGGAGGUGGAGGAGCGGCUCCAGAAGGAGCAGGAAAAGCUCCAGCGGCAGCUGGAGGACGACAAGAGGAUCGACAGACGGCCCCGGGAAAGGUGGGGAUGGUGCCUCGGGAAGGAAGGG